Molecule: messenger RNA, 816 nt
Organism: Aspergillus calidoustus
Lineage: Eukaryota; Fungi; Ascomycota; Eurotiomycetes; Eurotiales; Aspergillaceae
Source: the annotation of a GenBank genome assembly
AUGAUGGUAAAACAUGGUGUGAAGCAUAUAUUCGGAUACCCUGGAGGCGCGAUCCUCCCGGCCUUCGAUGCCAUCCACAAGGCGCUCGAAUUCGACUUUAUCCUCCCACGACACAAGAAAGGAGCCGGCCGUAUGGUAGGAGGGUACUCUCAUGCGCCUGGGAAACCGGGCGUUGUUCUCGUUACUUAUGGUCCGGCGGCAACGAAUCUAAUUAUGUCUAUGAUGGACGCCCUUGCAGAGGGGACCCCAAUGGUCGCGUUCUGCGGCCAAGUCGCCACAGCCAGAGUCGGAUUGGAUGCGUUCCAGGAAGCGAAUGUUCUGGGCAUGUCGCAGCCAUACACCAAAUGGGACGUAUCUGUGCGAGACGUUGAAGAGCUUCCAACCCAGUCAACGAGGCGUUUGAGAUUGUCACGUUUGGUUGCCCCGGUUCAGUCCUGGUUGAGCUGGCUGUCCAUUGAUGUCACGGCGUCGAUUCUGCGGAGGCCGAUUCCUCAAUCCGAAACUUACCGGCCAACGACCUUGGGUCUUGCAAUGGGCAAUAUUCAGCGCUUGGAGCUUCAUCGCACACUUGAACGGGCGGCGCACCUGAACAACACUGCAAAGCAGCCGGAGCUCUAUGUCGGGCAGGGCAUGCUUGCAAGUCUACACGGUCCCCAUCUUCUCAAGAAGCUUGCCGACAAAGCAUCAAUCCCCGUAACCACAAGCCUUCAGGGAUUAGGCGCGUAUGACGAACAUGACCCAAAGGCUCUGCACAUGCUCGGCUUGAAUGGAUCCAGCUAUGCGAAUCUUGCAAUGCAGAAUGCGGACUUGUUAUAG